Messenger RNA from Chlamydomonas reinhardtii, 1767 nucleotides. RefSeq lists its product as uncharacterized. Gene Ontology annotation, biological process: DNA recombination; DNA integration. The coding region runs from base 22 to 1083 and encodes 353 amino acids. Lineage: Eukaryota; Viridiplantae; Chlorophyta; Chlorophyceae; Chlamydomonadales; Chlamydomonadaceae. Gene Ontology annotation, molecular function: DNA binding. The record is from RefSeq and is a predicted model, not a curated record. The transcript has a single exon.
CUGGCGCCGCUACUCAACAGCAUGGCAGCGUCAGCCCGCCAGUGCCGCGCCGACCGCACAUGGUCUCAGUACCAGCCGCAGUUCGAGGCGUGGGUGGCCUUCUGCCAGCAGCACAGCGCGCCGGCCGUGGGCGCCGACCCUGAGGUGGCUGCAGCGUUCCUGACGGAGACGCGCCUCAGCGCAGCCAGGCGGGGAGUUGGGCCGCAAGCAGUCGAGCGCGCCAGCGCGGCAGUAUCCCUCCUGCACGAAAUGGCCGGCAAGCCAUCACCGUGUGCCAGCCCGAUGUGCGCACGGGUGCGGGAGGAGGCGCGGCGCACGCUCGCCGCGCAGCCCAGCAACACCGCGGCCACCAACCCCGGCGAGCAGCCAGUAGCGUCCCCAGAGGACAUCCGGGCGCUCGUAGAUAAGCACAUCCACCCCUCCACGCCGCUCGCCGUCCGCAUGACUGUCACCGGCGCCGUGCUGUGCUAUGCGGGCCUGUUGCGGUUUGACGACCUGGCGCACGUGCUAGUGCACGAAGACUUACUUCGCAUUCUGCCCGACCGGGCGGAGAUUUUCCUGUUCAAAGGAAAGACUGACCAGGCAGCCCGCGGCACGCUGGUCACCAUCGGGCGGGUGGACGGCCCAUACUGCCCGGUCGCGCUGCUGGAAACGCUGCUGCUGCAGGGCCAGUACCAGCGCCAGGCCGCUGUCCGGCCGAAGCGCGGAGGUGCCCCCGGCACCUGGGAGGACGCCGAGGACGUGGGCCCGCUGCUGCGCGCAGUGACGCGGACCGGCACGCUCGCCCAGGUCUCUGUGCGGCUGCCGGCCGUGAUCAAACCGUUGACCUAUCACACGUUCCGCAAGCGGCUGAACGAGCUAUGGGCGGCCGCGGGCGUGACGCGGAGCCUGCCGCCCCAUGCCCUGCGGCGGGGCGGCGCCACCGCUGCGGUGGCCAAUGGCGCUGACCGGAUGGAGGUGCAGAAGCUGGGCCGCUGGCGUAGCCAGCAAGUAUUCGAGUUUGCGUAUGUGCGUGAAGACGCGGCGCGCAAGCAGCGGCUCACUAGCUACCUCGGGCUGGGGGCGACCCGCCUUCAGGGCUGACAUUUACCUCGCUGAUACUAACUGCCUACUUUCAAGUCCGGGCUGACGAGAGAGUAGAGCUACCGGCCACUAUGGCAAAAUGAAACAGUGACGCUUUGUUUUGCAGGUUUCAGGUUUUGGUGACGGUUACAUUGGUUAUUGGCAGCACGGUUUCGUUGGCUGGUCUGGUUCAGUGGUCAUGGACUUAUGUAUAUGUAACAACUCGAGGAACAAGAAGCGACGGCUUCUCUAGGAGGCCGCAGGCUGACAGAGAAGGCUAGUUCUUGUGACGAUGAGUUGUACGGCUUGGCACGAAGUGCCUUAAGCCUCCGGCGUCUGCCUUUCAGGCAUCCGCCGUUGUAGCAUUAUUACUCUACUCAUUUUAUUGCUAUCUAUACAAGCCGCCCUCCCACCCUGCUUUGUAUGCGGGCGCCGGGCUGGGCCGCGCCGGUGCUGCUGGGGCUGACGAGUGAGUAGAGCUGCCGGCCGCGAUGGCCGGGCUGACGAGAGAGUAGAGCUACCGGCCACUAUGGCCGGGCUGACGAGAGAGUAGAGCUACCGGCCACUAUGGCAAAAUGAAACAGUGACGCUUUGUUUUGCAGGUUUCAGGUUUUGGUGACGGUUACAUUGGUUAUUGGCAGCACGGUUUCGUUGGCUGGUCUGGUUCAGUGGUCAUGGACUUAUGUAUAUGUAACAACUCGAGGA